Messenger RNA from Salvelinus namaycush (lake trout), 258 nucleotides. Its product is annotated as keratin-associated protein 9-2-like. The record is from RefSeq and is a predicted model, not a curated record. Gene Ontology annotation, cellular component: keratin filament. Lineage: Eukaryota; Metazoa; Chordata; Actinopteri; Salmoniformes; Salmonidae. The transcript is spliced from 6 exons. Bases 1 to 258 code for a protein of 85 amino acids.
AUGUUGUUCCAUACAUGUUGUUCUAGUACAUGUUGUUCUAGUACAUGUUGUUCUAGUACAUGUUGUUCCAGUACAUGUUGUUCUAGUACAUGUUGUUCUAGUACAUGUUGUUCUAGUACAUUACAUGUUGUUCCAUACAUGUUGUUCCAUACAUGUUGUUCUAGUACAUGUUGUUCCAGUACAUGUUAUUCUAGUACAUGUUAUUCUAGUACAUGUUGUUCUAGUACAUGUUGUUCUAGUCGUUCCAGGACGGCCUAG